Messenger RNA from Populus nigra (black poplar), 1115 nucleotides. RefSeq names its product eukaryotic translation initiation factor 2 subunit beta-like. Gene Ontology annotation, biological process: formation of cytoplasmic translation initiation complex; translational initiation; formation of translation preinitiation complex. Gene Ontology annotation, molecular function: translation initiation factor activity; translation initiation factor binding; mRNA binding. NCBI's taxonomy places the organism in Eukaryota, Viridiplantae, Streptophyta, Magnoliopsida, Malpighiales, Salicaceae. Gene Ontology annotation, cellular component: eukaryotic translation initiation factor 2 complex. The transcript has 10 exons. The record is from RefSeq and is a predicted model, not a curated record. The coding region runs from base 96 to 911 and encodes 271 amino acids.
UGCUUCCUUUCUCUCUCUCUCUGAACGCAGACCAAAGCCCAAGCCAAUCCUUCUCAGCUGCAGCAGCAGGAGACGCAGUAAACCACAAAGCAAUCAUGGCGGACGAAAGUAUCGAUAUCAAGGAUGAGGUGGCAGAGCUUGCCCCCUUUGAUCCAACAAAGAAGAAGAAGAAGAAGAAGGUGGUGAUACAAGAGAAUGCAGAUGAGGCAGUCGAUUCCCUGGCUGACAAGACUGAAUCUUUGUCAGUCUCUGAUGGGCUUGAGAGUUCUUUUACUGGUUUGAAAAAGAAGAAGAAGAAACCUGUUGAAACCAGUAUGUUGGAUGAGGAAAGUGGGGUUGCAGGAGAAGAUUUGGAUGAUCAUGCAGGAGAGGAUGAAAAAGGGGAGGGUGCUGACCUGCAGCAGCAGCAGCAACGAAACCCCUGGGAUGGGACUGACCGUGACUAUGAGUACGAGGAGCUUCUUGGCCGAGUUUUCAACAUUCUGCGUGAAAACAAUCCUGAGCUUGCUGGUGACAGGCGAAGAACUGUGAUGAGGCCUCCUCAAGUUCUUCGUGAGGGAACAAAGAAGACUGUUUUUGUGAAUUUCAUGGAUCUGUGCAGGACAAUGCAUCGGCAGGCAGACCAUGUCAUGGCUUUCCUCCUUGCUGAGUUGGGUACCAGCGGAUCCCUUGAUGGGCAACAGAGGUUGGUUGUCAAAGGGAGAUUUGCUCCCAAAAAUUUUGAAGGGAUCCUUCGUCGAUAUAUCAAUGAGUAUGUCAUUUGUCUUGGUUGCAAGAGUCCUGACACCAUUUUGUCAAAAGAGAAUCGUCUCUUCUUUCUCAGAUGCGAGAAGUGUGGUUCUGGACGAUCAGUUGCUCCAAUUAAAGCUGGUUUUGUUGCUCGUGUUGGCCGCAGAAAUACCGGGACAUAAGCCUUUAAAAGCCAGGAAUUGUGCGAAUUAGCCGAUAGAUCCUUUUUUGUAUUUGCUGUCAAUCAGCCACUGCUUGCGUGAAUUGUGACAGCUACCUGAAAUGCUGUCAAUUUAUGAAGUAUACAGAUGUUUCCUAAGAUGGUUACGUUGUUUCUGGGACUUUGUACUGGUUUUUAAUUUAUAUUUCAAGAGAUGUUUGGAUAA